Messenger RNA from Cynoglossus semilaevis (tongue sole), 3277 nucleotides. Its product is annotated as SH3 and cysteine-rich domain-containing protein 2-like. NCBI's taxonomy places the organism in Eukaryota, Metazoa, Chordata, Actinopteri, Pleuronectiformes, Cynoglossidae. Bases 1021 to 1758 code for a protein of 245 amino acids. The transcript is spliced from 5 exons. Gene Ontology annotation, biological process: positive regulation of voltage-gated calcium channel activity; skeletal muscle contraction; positive regulation of protein localization to plasma membrane. The record is from RefSeq and is a predicted model, not a curated record.
CACACUAGUGGGCCACGGCACAGAUGUUGGGAACCACUGGUUUAGACAUGGGGUUUAUUUUUUUUUAGUUCAGGCUGAGGUAUAAAUGUAUACACAUUCAUUUUGGUUAGCUCAAGUGAAGCUGGUUCUUGUGUCACUAAAGGCAUGGAUGUUCUAUUUCUAAGCCCCCGCCCCACAUGUUCGCUCCACUGUCCAUGUAGCUUUUUAUCUUUCUGGCCACUAGGACCCUUAAUGCUGAUAAAGAACAGGUGGAUUUAAAUCAUUUUUUGUGUCCAGACGUUGGUGUGUGGAGAAACUAAUAUACUGAUAUAUCUGACUUGGAGACAGCCUGCUUCGUAAAUGCAUCAGAAUAAAUAAACAAAUAAAUAAACAAACAUACCCCGCCCACGACCGUGGUUGGGUCUAAAUGGAUCCUGGCAGAGUUGUAAAAAUUGCCCCAAUCAUGCGCGUCACACGCACGAGAAGGCGUGCCUCAGAUUGCGCUUAAAUUUAAGUCUGUUCGACGGAGGACACAGUUGGCUGUUACGCGCACACGGUCUGUAUCGCGGCGUUGGCUGUUGUUAAUUGUCCGGAACUGAUCUGAUUAAGUUGAGAUUUUUUAUUUUACUCCGCUUUUCAGUGAAAUUAAACCUUUUUUUUCUUUUUUUCUUUUUUGUUGUUGUUGCACCGAAGGACAGAGUGUGCCACCGUGGGGCUUCUGGGAUGCGCGUCAAGGGACACACGCGACGGACCACCCAUACGUGAGACUCAGCCUUCUCUAAGCUCCCGUCCUCGCUUGGAAUGAACGAAAUAUAAACAGCUGUUCUGUGUUUGCGCCUGUGAAUCGAUUCAUCAGCCCACAGACGUGCAGCGGCUGCCCGCAGAACCAAUGGCCAUAAGGCGUCCGUCUCGGAGCGCGCGCACUUCUUCCCCUUCGACGUGGACCCGCGUCUAGCUCGGCUGAGACGUCUGUGUGAGAAGUUUCAAGUUGUUGCUCCUUUGUGUCUGGAACCAGUGCCGUCCAUCAUCCCAACAGCAGCGAUGAUGACCGAGGGCAGUGAGGCGGAGAGCGACGCUCCGCUCCAGCGCUCUCCAAGCACCAUGUCCAUCCAGCCGGUGACAUCCAAGCUGGAACGGCUAAAGCGAUCGCUGUCCUUCAAGACCAUGAUGCGCAGCAAAAGUGUGGAGAACUUCUUCCAGAGAUCCUACAGCGACGCCCGCCUGCCGCCCGAUUUCAUCACCGACCCGCCGCCCCCUUCCCCCCCACUGCUGCCCGGCUCUCCCCUCAUUGGCGAACGCUCGCCGUCCGUUUCACCUUCCCUCAGCCCCAACCCUUCCAUCUCCUCCCACUCUCCCUCGCUCAGCCUUUCCCCCUCGCUGCCCGCCAAGCCUCCCUGUCCUCAAAUUACUCACUGUUUUCAAGACCAUGUUUUCCGCAAACCUACAAACUGCCAGCACUGCAAGCACAUGAUAGUCGGAAACUCCAAACAAGCUCUGCGGUGUAAAACCUGCAAGAUGGCUGCUCACCUGUGGUGCACCUCUGAACUAUCGCAGCAGCUGUGUCACGGAAAGCCUGGCGUGUUCAAGCGAAACUUCAGCUCACCAAUGCUUGUCAAUGACCAGCUGACUGUCGUCAAGGAAGUUCAACCGAGCCAAGAGGCUGUGCGGACGCGCGUCGACCCCGUGUACGCAGCUUUGCGUUAUGGGACGUCUUUGGCACAGAUGAGCCGCUCCAGUUUUGGCAGUUUGUCGGAGUCACCGACGCGAAGCCUGGUAUGACAUCUAUGACUGUUUAGGUGGACGUGGGCCCGAGUUGGCUGAUGUAGAUAUACACAGGUUUUACAGCACGCUCCUUCUGUAUCCAUUAGAUACAGAAGUUCACCCGCUGUCAUCGUGCACGUUUGGGUUUCCUAAUACUGCACUCAUGUACGCAUCACGUUAACUCUUGCAGGUAGACACGCCCUGUUUGGUGCUAUCAACCUUUAGCUGACCAGCAGCUGUCAUGAGACUUUGUUCUUGGCAUAGGCCAGAUAGACUGUCGCUGAGUGCGCCAUCUGCUGGAAAUGGCGAUGCUGUAAUUACCAUAGGAAAUGUGGAGGGUGGCCACAGCAGAAUCUCACCCAAGGAAGCAGAAAGGUUAUGGUGACCGGGACCAUGGUUAUAAAGCUGGAAUUUGACUAUUAACCGUUUAUGACCCUCCAGCAGGAUUAACAGGAUUAAACAUAAAUAUGAAAUAAAACAAAGACACUGAAACGUUGUAUGGCUCUGAAAUGCCUGAAACAUUUAUAGGUGGAACAUUAUGUGAGACAGUUUCUAUUUUCUAAUACGUGUAUAUGAAGGAACUUUUUUAGAUCCAUAUUCUGAUGCCAGAUAUGCGUGGUGAUGCACUUGGCACUGCAGUUCUGGGCGGCCAUUAAAAUAACUCAGAGCUGAUAUUCACCAAUCGUCCAUAAGGAUAUGGCCACUGACAUGUAAAGAGAAUGACGCUAAUUGUCUCUUAGUCCUGGCAGCAAGUAAACAUUACGUCAUCAUUGUUGGAGAUAACGUAUGUUGGGAAAUGGGCAAGAGUAAAUAGCCAACUUGUGAUGAUGCUACACGACUGCGUCAACGCAGCCAACAACAGCUGUUGAUUGAAGGGAUGCUGAAAUUAUGUCCGACUGGAGUGAAGACGUUGGUUAUUUCUGUUGUCACUUUAAAAAAAGGUGAUUGGUUUUUCAGACACAAGUGUCAGGUUUCUCUAAUUGCUUCCACUGAUUGGCAAAGAAGAGCUCUGAGCUUCAGGAACACCUACAGUGCCCUCUGCUGUGUUAGCCUAAGAACUACUUUGGACAGCCUGACGCGUGGGUUUGUCCAUCGUGGAAGCUUGGUGUGUGUGUGAGUGCAGUAUUAGAAACGUGCCGUGCUUAAACAUAAAUAAUCCUCAUCAGUGAUUCCAUCGCAUUCACAGGCAGAGAUGAUCGGAUCGACAACAAAGCCACAGAGCUGAUCUAAAACAUGGGGGCGUUGACAUUUUUUGGAUGGAGCAGGGACCCCCUACUGCACAUUAAAUGAAUUGCAUGCAUAAGCCGCAGUCGGCCCCCUGCCUUUUCCAACGUAUUACAUUCUCUGUAGUACUAGCGUCACUGCUGUGCAUGAACCUGCCUGUUAUCGUGUAUACAACAAUACAAUUUACAGCAAUACAUAUAUAUUACAAUUCAUGAAAAUGUGUAACGUUUAUGACCCCCUUGCAGUACCGCUUGUGACCCACAAGGGGUUAAGACCACCUACUGUAUAUAUAUAUAGAUGUAUACUGCCUACC